GUUCCCGGCAAUUUAUACUGGGAAAAUCGGGACGCUGGCCAAGCAAUUAUUGGAUUAUUGGACACUGACCGCAGACCCUCGGGAUUAUAAAGACCUUGUAUAAAAGGGGAAGAAGAACUCUUACAUGCAUCAGACGCCUGGAAGUCUUUGGUUGUUAGGACCGAAACCAAAGAGAUUAAGUAAGAAAAUAUCAUCAAUUAUCAUCAGCCAUGCGCGCCAUCAUACUCUUCUGCAUUUCUAUAGCUGUGAUCUGCCUCAUAAAAAACACCGAAGCCAGUUUUAAGAAGACUCCGUUCAAUGGAUCCAUAUUUGGAAAAAGAGGAAUUGUGGACUACGAUUCUACAAGCAGAGCAUUAUCGGCCGUGUGCGAAAUCGCUACAGAAACUUGCCAAGCAUGGUACCAGACACUAGAGAAUAAAUAAAAUACCAUCUUCAACUAUUUUAGACGCCAACUUCUACUAGAAUUUAUCAUAACCAAUUGAUUACAUAUAAAUCAUGUAACC
Molecule: messenger RNA, 503 nt
Organism: Hyposmocoma kahamanoa
Lineage: Eukaryota; Metazoa; Arthropoda; Insecta; Lepidoptera; Cosmopterigidae
Gene: SIFa
Product: neuropeptide SIFamide-like
Exons: 4
Coding region: 210-422 (70 amino acids)
Source: RefSeq, a predicted model, not a curated record